Messenger RNA from Cyprinus carpio (common carp), 2211 nucleotides. Its product is annotated as coiled-coil domain containing 102A. The record is from RefSeq and is a predicted model, not a curated record. NCBI's taxonomy places the organism in Eukaryota, Metazoa, Chordata, Actinopteri, Cypriniformes, Cyprinidae. The transcript is spliced from 9 exons. Gene Ontology annotation, cellular component: myosin complex.
CUGUUCUGUUAUCCCUCCCCUUCCAUCCUUUGCUCACAUUGCUCUUCCAUUCGGUGGGAAAAUUGCUGCUGGAACAUCAACAUCCACGGUGGAUUUGAACUCGGGGACUGUAUUGGAAAAAGCAGGGAUCUGCAACACACGCUGGAGGAUUUUCCUCCAUGUUCUUUCUUUUAUUGUUCAGAAAACCAUCAUGUUGAUGUGGAUCAUGGCUUCCUGAUCAGAGCUUCCUGACCACUAUCUUCUCUUUUCCUGGACUCAUCAUUGGCUCAGUGAUGAACCACACACCCAGCCCCAACAUGACAGAGGCCGCCAAGUCAGGGGCAGGCUUGUUGUGUGGCCUGGGCCUGGGCCCAGACCGGGUGCGCUCCCCGGACAGUUUGACGCACACGCCCAGCCCGUCAGGGGGAACGCCCAGUUCCAGCCCUCCUCUGCUGAUGUCUCCGGGGCUGGGCUGCGAUGGCGGUGGGGACUGGGAGAGCCGCGAGGAGCUGCGUCUGCGUGAGUUGGAGGAGGCUCGGGCACGGGCGGCUCAGAUGGAGAAGACGAUGCGCUGGUGGUCAGACUGCACGGCCAACUGGAGGGAGAAGUGGAGUAAAGUGCGGGCCGAACGCAACAGAGCACGGGAUGAGGUCAGGCAGCUGAGACAACGUCUGGACGCCCUUACCAAAGAGCUGACGGGGGCACGGCGGGAGGGUGAGGGGCUGGCGGAGGUGGAGGAAGAAAUGGGACUAGAGGCCCAAAGAGUCCGAGCUGAACAGAACUCCCCAGCGAAUGCUUCCACUGCACCAGCAUCCAACUCCUCAACUGCCUCCACACACUCCAACCAGCCACGGGAACCAGACAUCAAGCAGGACAACCAGGAUGAGGAAAACGUGAGAGAUGGCCCAGGCUCUCCAGAGCAGGAACCUGUGAGAGAUGUAGAUACUGACAAACCAGACAAGCAGAAGGAGUUGGAGUUAUUGGAGGCUCUUCUCAGGGCAAAGUCAGAGGCUCCAGACUCUUGGGACAUUCGCAGUGCCAGUAGCUUGCGCUCAGUUCUCAGUCGGCAGGACCGGAGCAGACUGCUGUGGGAGGAUCUGGCUGCCCUGGAGGAGGACUCUGGCAAGCUCAACGCUCUCCAGCUACGUUUGGAUGAGUCUCAGAAAGUCCUGCUGAAAGAACGAGAGGAUAAGCAUGCGCUCAUUAAGAACAUUGAGAAGCUGGAGGUGGAGCUGAGCCAAUGGAAACUCAAGUAUGAGGAACUGAACAAGAGCAAACAAGAGGCCUUAAAACAGCUGAACUUCUUGAAAGAAGUGCAUCAGGAUGAGCUGGGCCGCAUGUCUGAAGAUCUGGAGGACGAGCUGGGGGCUCGUACCAGCAUGGACAAAAAACUGGCAGAGCUCCGUACAGAGGUGAAAUGCAUGUAAAUUUUCUGUUUUCUACCCAUACUGCACUGUUUUGCAUGGCACAGCCGGUUUGUUUUUUUUUGUUGUGUUCGUCUGGAGACAGAAAAGCUGGCUCUGGAGAGGGAAAACAAAAAGCUGCGUGCCCAGAUGGAAGACCUGGAGGAGCAGCUGGCACGCAAACGCAGGCAGGCCGCCAGCGCCCUGGACACCGACCUCAAGACCAUCCAAUGUGAGCUGUUUGAGAGGAACAAGGAGCUUGCAGAUUUGCGGCAUGUACACUCUAAGGUUAAAAAACAGUACCAAGAGAAGAUGGCCGAGCUGGCACAUGCUAACCGGCGUGUGGAGCAGCAUGAGACGGAAGUUAAGAAGCUCCGACUGAGGGUGGAGGAACUAAAGAAAGAGCUGGGCCAGGCUGAAGAUGAGUUGGAUGAGGCUCAUAAUCAGACCAGAAAGCUACAGAGGUCCUUGGAUGAGCAGGUGGAGCAGACAGAGAACCUGCAAGUUCAGCUGGAGCAUCUACAAUCCAGGUUUUUUCGUCAGCAGAAUCCUGGCCUCUUUGGCAAGAUGAGGACAUCACCUUCCUCGCGUUUUGUGCCUGAAGACGCAGACGCCCCCCUUAGUGACCCAGAUGAAGAUGAGGAAGAAGAACUGCAGCUCCAGAUCCCCUAAACUGUUCAUUCUUCAGACCUGGGAAUGUACGAAAGACUCGUAGCUUGCACCCGAGCAUUUCACUUUCCCCUUCAUUUCAUCUCCCAGCUGAAUCCAGAAGAGGACACAGACUACACAAUCCUCAGCAGACAGAUAAACACAAACAGUUUUUUUUUUC